UUUACCUAUUUCUACAGAUAAGCAUUAAUUUGAUACUAAAAACAAAAAAAUAUCUUUUUUGUAAGCAGAAUAAUUUAAAAAGGUAUAUAAUUAUACACUACAAAUUUAAAAUUUAAAAAAUGAGGUCAACUACUUCAACAAUUAGUUGAGAUAAUUGCAACAAUUACCCACCUAGUAACAACUAAAGAUGAAAAUUAUAUUUUUGACUUCAGAGAUAGUAAAAGGCAUGACUUUAUUUUUUGCGUGAGAAAAUAUUUAUACAAAAGUAAUUCUUCCUCUACGGAGAAAUAUAUUAAUUUCACAUUUAAUGGGAACCUUAGGAGGUGAAUCAUUGAAACUAAAUAAAGCGUACGAUUUCAUCGUUGUUGGUGGUGGAAGUGCUGGAGCAGUAGUUGCCUCAAGAUUGUCCGAGGUAUCCAAUUGGAAUGUUUUGUUAUUGGAAGCCGGUGGUAAUGAGAACGAAAUUACGGACGUUCCAAUGUUCGCGCCUUACAUUCAGUUAACAGAAUUAGAUUGGAAAUAUAAAACCAUUCCGUCAAAUUCAUCAGCUUAUUGUCUCGCGAUGAAAGAAGGCAAAUGUAAUUGGCCACGCGGAAAAGUUCUAGGUGGUACCAGCGUAUUAAAUGGAAUGAUCUAUUUGCGUGGAAAUAGAAAGGAUUACGACAAUUGGGCAAAAAUGGGUAACACUGGUUGGAGUUACGACGAAGUUCUUCCUUAUUUUCUCAAAUCAGAAGAUAAUAGGAUCCCUUCUUUAGAGAAGUCACCUUAUCAUAAAACAGGUGGUUACUUGACUGUAGAUGAAUUUCGAUGGAAGUCAUCAUUUUUAGAUCCUAUUUUGCAAGGUGGUGAAGAACUAGGUUACAAAAAUCAAGACAUUAAUGGUGAAAAUCAAACUGGCUUCAUGCGCACGCAGGCUACGGUUCGCGAUGGGAAACGUUGUUCGUCUGCUAAAGCUUUUUUAAGACCGUUAUGGAACAGACCUAAUUUACACAUAGCUUUAAACGCUCAAGUAUUAAAGGUACUCGUUAAUGCCAAAAAACAAGCUACGGGAGUACAGUUUAUUCGUGACGGAUUAAAACAAACAAUCAGGGUAAGAAAAGAAAUAAUUUUAUCAGCUGGAUCAAUCAAUUCACCUCAAUUGCUAAUGCUGUCAGGAAUAGGACCAAAAGAACAUCUCAAAGAACUCGAUAUACCGGUAAUAUCUGAUCUUCGUGUAGGUGACAAUCUUCAGGAUCAUAUUAGCUUUUAUGGAUUGUUCUUAACUGUAAACGAAUCUACUACUCCAGAAAGAGAACAAUUAACAACAUUAACAAAAUUUUUAAAUUACAUAAUAUACAAAAACGAUUCUUUGACUGCUGGUGGAAUCAAUGCAGUUGCUUUCGUUAAUACUAAAUACGCUGAUCCCUCUGGUGAAUAUCCGGACAUUCAGUUCCACUUUUUUUUACUUCAUAAAUCCAAUGGUUUUGAUAAAUAUCGCAAAAAUACUUUUGGAUUUAAAGAUACCGUUUACGAAACCGCAGGGAAAUUGUUAGAGAAUGUUACAGGUUGGAUAAUAUUACCAACUUUAUUAAAACCAAAAAGUUCCGGUUGGGUUCGUUUAAAGACAAAAGAUCCUCUUGCUCAUCCCGUUAUUAAUCCGAAUUAUCUCGCUCAUAAAGAAGAUAUUAACGUUCUCAUCGAAAGUAUAAAUAUAGUAAUGUCUUUGUCAAAUACAACUGCAGUUAAAAGAUCCGGUUUAGAAUUGUAUUCCAUACAAUUGCCUGGUUGUCAACAAUUUCUUUUUAAUACGUACAAUUAUUGGGAAUGCCUUAUAAGACAUUACACUUAUACAAUCUAUCAUCCAACGGGAACUUGCAAAAUGGGACCAAAAAAAAAUUCAACAGCUGUUGUGGAUCCAAGAUUAAGAGUUUAUGGUGUAAAGGGUUUAAGAGUUAUUGAUGCAUCUAUAAUGCCUAUUAUUGUUAAUGGAAAUACUAAUGCACCCACUAUCAUGAUCGCCGAAAAGGGUAGCGAUAUCAUAAAACAAGACUGGAAUGUCUUAAAAAAAGAAUUAAUUUUGUAAAUAAUUUUAUCACACAAGCGAGAAUUAUUAUUUUCAAAAUGUUUUCCGAUUAAACGGUCUAAUGUAAGAUAUUUAUAUAAUAUUCUUCAGGGGCACCACUAGUGUGACCGUCUGAAAAAAGAUGAUUUUUGAGAAUUUUUUUAAAGUAAACUACUGCAUGGAAUGUUUUAAUGUUGUAAGGAUAUAUUAGUUGAUAUAUGGCCGUUUAUUUUGAAAGUGGCAUAAGUCACUUUUUCAAAAAAAUCGAAUAAAUGUCAACACUAAUUACAA
Messenger RNA from Polistes canadensis, 2332 nucleotides. Its product is annotated as glucose dehydrogenase [FAD, quinone]-like. The coding region runs from base 308 to 2062 and encodes 584 amino acids. Gene Ontology annotation, molecular function: flavin adenine dinucleotide binding; oxidoreductase activity, acting on CH-OH group of donors. The record is from RefSeq and is a predicted model, not a curated record. The transcript is spliced from 3 exons. NCBI's taxonomy places the organism in Eukaryota, Metazoa, Arthropoda, Insecta, Hymenoptera, Vespidae.